Physella acuta is the source of this 817-nucleotide messenger RNA. Its product is annotated as baculoviral IAP repeat-containing protein 5. Lineage: Eukaryota; Metazoa; Mollusca; Gastropoda; Physidae. The record is from RefSeq and is a predicted model, not a curated record.
UCGAUACAAGAGAAUGUCACUUCCGGAACGAGAUUCAAACAAUAAACAAACAAUAAUUUUUGAAUUUUAAAAUGACCGAAAAUUUACUUUUAGACGACAGAACAAUGCUUAUGUUUAUUGAGAAGGAGAGGCUUAAGACGUUUAAAGGAUGGCCAAAUGAUAGUUCUUGGCACUGUACUCCAGAAAAGCUUGCACAAGCUGGAUUUUACUUCAGCCCAUGUUCUGAUUGUCCUGACAAUGUGUGCUGCAUAUUCUGCCUGAAAGAAUUAGAUGGGUGGGAGCCAGAUGAUGAUCCAGUCAAAGAACACACAAAGCAUUCACCCAAAUGUCCCUUUUUGACUCUGAAGAAGCCAGUUGAAAAUCUUACCACCACUGAAUUUGUAAAAUUAGCCAUGGAAAUAUUGAUGAUAAAGACCGAGAAAAUUUUUGACAAAAAUAUCAAGGAGUUUGAAGAGCAAGGCAAGGUGAACAGAAGUGCAAUAACAGAUCACAUAAAUGGAAACUAAUGUAAAGAACAUGACUCACACUUGUAUAUACUUGCCUUUGUUCCUAAUGCAUUUUAAAAAUAAAACCUUGUAUACAAUAAUUGGUUGAGUUGUCACAGUGCCUAAUACUUUUUGCCUUACGUUAUCAGCAUCACAUUUAUACAAUACAUUUUUUUACAUUCAUCAUGUCCUAAUCAACAUCUGGUAUUGAAGUAUCGCUUUUGUAAUAAUUACUUUGGCAAUCAUAUAAUGAGGACCACCACUAUUCUUUACCUAAUUAUUUAACUUUUCGUUGCUGUGAAUUUUGUAUUAAAUAAAACCAAUACUUUUUA